Cuscuta campestris is the source of this 1671-nucleotide messenger RNA. The record is from the annotation of a GenBank genome assembly. Lineage: Eukaryota; Viridiplantae; Streptophyta; Magnoliopsida; Solanales; Convolvulaceae.
GGCGGUGCGAGAUUUCCAUCCCCCCCCUUGUUGAGCUCCGAUUUCUCUGUUUCUGAAUCUAAGGUGCCUUUUCUUGAAGCGCCCAAUCUCCAUUUUCCCCGAUUGAUCUGUGCAUUUCGGUCGCCGGUGGUUUUUGCUGUUAAUUUUCUUCUCAGUCCGGUUUGAUCUGAUCAAAAUUAAGGAAGGAAGACGAUUGAAUAGAGAGAUUGAGAAGUAUGUGGAGCAUAUUGAAGUUAUGGGAGAGAGUUUUAAGAAUGGCAGAAGGGGGAUCUCGUUACUGCUCGAAGAAGAAGGAUGAUAUCUGCUACGAGGACUCCAGCCGUGAAAUCAGUGUGUCGAGAUUAAAAUGUAUUCUACGAGGCCUAGACUUCAAAAUCUACAUCUUUCUUUUCUUCCUCGUCCCCACAUGCGUGUACGGAAUCUAUGUCCAUGGCCAGAAAAUAACGUAUUUCUUGCGCCCUCUAUGGGAAAACCCGCCAAAGCCCUUCAAUGAGAUCCCUCAUUAUUAUCAUGAGAACGUGUCGAUGGAGAAUCUUUGUAAGCUUCAUGGGUGGAGAAUCCGGGAGUACCCUAGACGUGUGUAUGAUGCAGUUUUGUUCAGUAAUGAAGUGGACAUACUUAACAUAAGAUGGCAAGAGUUGCACCCGUACGUGACUGAAUUUGUUUUGCUUGAAUCUAAUUCAACUUUCACCGGAUUGCCAAAGCCUUUGCACUAUGCAAUCAACAGGAAGAGUUUUGACUUUGUUGAGUCACGGCUAACUUACGGGCAAGCUCCGGGCAGGUUUCGGACUGGAGAGAACCCGUUCAUCGAGGAGGCUUAUCAACGGUUGGCAUUAGACUAUCUUCUCAAGCAAGCUGGAAUUCAAGAUGAUGAUCUCUUGAUAAUGUCAGAUGUUGAUGAGAUUCCUAGCAGACACACUAUAAAUCUGUUGAGGUGGUGUGAAGACAUACCAAUGAUUCUUCAUCUCCGGAUGAAGAAUUACCUUUAUUCUUUUGAAUUCCUUGUGGAUGACAACAGCUGGAGGGCCUCAGUCCAUAGAUACCAAUCUGGUAAGACGAGGUACGCCCAUUAUCGGCUGUCAGACGAUGUCUUGGCUGAUUCUGGGUGGCACUGCAGCUUCUGCUUCCGCCACAUCAGUGAGUUCAUAUUCAAGAUGAAAGCCUACAGCCACUUUGACAGGGUGAGGUUUUCGCACUUUCUGAACCCGAAGAGAGUCCAAAAAGUGAUAUGCAAAGGGGAUGAUUUGUUUGAUAUGUUGCCCGAGGAGUACACGUUCAAGGAAAUCAUCGGCAAAAUGGGGCCCAUCCCACACUCCUACUCAGCCGUUCAUCUCCCAUCCUAUCUCUUGGAGAACGCCGACAAGUAUAAAUUUCUCUUGCCGGGGAACUGCUUGAGAGAAAGUGGCUGAUUCAUGAGUUAGUCCACUUUUUUUCGUUCUUUUAUCACACUUUUGCCUUGUCCAAUACAAAAAGUGGUGUACCCAAACCUUCAUAAGAAAAAAAGGGAUGAAUCCAUCCCUUCUUGGUGACACGACAGUUAUUUUGGAGGAGGUAAAUUGAGUUGUAAUUUUGAUUUGGCAAGUAAAAAAAUGAGAUCUGUCUUUCGUGCAUGCAAACAUUCCAUCCAUAUAUUUGAUAUUACCAUUAGAGGUCGAACUAGAACUUCAGAGU